AUUUAUUUUGUACCUGAGCAAAACUUCUUCAUCUGCUAUAGCAUCCCCCCCUCAUAGACCAGGCUUCUUUCUCAGUCUCAGACAUCCGCUUCAAAAUUUCAAAUGCUUGCAAAAAAGAAAGCCAAUUUCAUUGCCUAUAUUCUCUUUCUGUCUUAUGCCUUCGCCAUCACAGUGCUGGGGAUUCGGGACGUACCAGAGCGUAUAGUCCAUACAAGGACCAAUCCGACAACAGCCAAGAACGACAAUGUGGGCUCUACUGCGUCUGCUUCAUCAUUGCAUCUAAUGGGCGUGGUACCCGAAACUCGGGUCAAACUGAAAACAGACUAUAUCAAGGAGUUUUUGGCUUUCCUGUCGCUCAAUAGUUUCCGCACCCUUGCAGAACCCGAAAAGGCUCCACUAAAAACGAAGUUCACAAAUCUCGAGCGAAUUUUAUCGGAUGACACAGAUUUGCGUACAUGGACUCGGUUCAUAGUAGAAGAUGACCGAGACGAGGAUUUCACACCCCCAAUGGAGUCUUCAGGAGCAGAAAGCAUUGACCUACACAUUGAUGACUUCAUAGACUACUUAGUGGAGCAUCGUGGGUUUUCCGCCAACGACUUGCAGUUUCUCCAUGACAACAAUUUUGACUCAGACUACGAUGGAAUUGACGAUGUGCUCACCACAAUAAAAUCGAAAUCUGCAGCAAAUGAUGAUUCCAUGAGUUUCCUCCCGAGCUCUGGGUCCGUUGUCCCAAUCAAGUAUUUGUGGGUGCUGCCUCUAAUCAUUUGUUUAGUGUGAAAUCAAAUUACUACCAACAAUGAAAAGAGAAGAGUAGUUCGCAGGAUAGACGUACUGCUCACAAUGGAUCAGUGGCACUAUUGUUUGAGAAAUAUGAGGCCAAGUACUGGAACCUCUACCCAAUGCAUAAUACUUAUCGAUGUAUACGGAACAG
Messenger RNA from Metschnikowia bicuspidata var. bicuspidata NRRL YB-4993, 931 nucleotides. RefSeq names its product Pga46p (gene PGA46). The transcript has a single exon. The record is from RefSeq and is a predicted model, not a curated record. Lineage: Eukaryota; Fungi; Ascomycota; Pichiomycetes; Serinales; Metschnikowiaceae. Bases 103 to 777 code for a protein of 224 amino acids.